UUCAAGUUUCACUCAUUCCACUGUGCUGAAGCAGUUCAGAACUUAGAUUUAUUUGAGAUAAUUUCAGAUACUUUUACAAAUUUGAAGCAGGAAUAACAACAUGAAAGCCGCAAUCACAUCAUGGGCCGAUGAGGUGGAAGCAGACUAUGUGGACGGACUUCCGCCAUCCAAGGAGUAUGUGGAUGGAGACUACAAGCACGUUACCGAGUACAAAUUCAACGAUGAGGGCAAGAAGAUCAAAGUGGUGCGCAGCUUCAAGAUCGAAAAGAAGAUCGUCUCGAGGGCAGUCGCCAAGCGCCGCAAUUGGGUUAAGUUUGGAGACUCGAAACUGGACAAGCCGGGGCCCAAUUCGUAUACCACAAAGGUUGCCGAUGAGAUACUUAUGAACUACAUGGGCUCCAAGGACUUUGAGCACGCACAAGACCCACUGGAUGCCGGCAAGCCUAUGGCCAAGUGCCGCAUAUGCAAUGGAGAGCAUUGGUCAGUCAAAUGUCCCUACAAGGGUACCUCCAUGGACAUGGAAAGCAAGGCAAUUGCGGCGGCCACUGCUGCUGUGGGCGAAACCAACAAGACGGGCAAGUAUGUUCCACCAUUCCUGAAGGACGGUGCCAAAGGGCGCGAACGCGACGAUUCAUCUGCCGUCCGCAUUUCCAAUUUAUCCGAGUCGAUGACAGAGGAUGAUCUCGAGGAGUUGGUCAAAAAGAUUGGCCCAUACACCAAGAUGUAUCUGGCGCGUGAAAAGAACUCUGGCUUGUGCAAAGGAUUCGCCUAUGUCCACUUCAAAUAUCGUAAGGACGCAGCCGAGGCAAUCGAAAUACUCAACGGUCAUGGUUACGAUCAUCUGAUCCUGAGCGUAGAAUGGUCCAAGCCGCAGAACUAGGCACAACUAAUCUGAUGCUCUGCCGCAGAUUCAGCUGUAAGUGCAAAGUUGAGAAGGAAUUGAGGCAAACUUGAAACAAACUAAAAAGUUCCAGUAAAUCCGUUAAUGCGACGUUUUAAAUGCGAAUUUUGUACACAUGACAGCACAAAGAAAUUCCCACACACAAACACGGACACACACAUACAACCGAAUAGAAAGCCACUUAAAUAAAAGAUAGAUGAGUAGAAAAAGC
Drosophila novamexicana is the source of this 1112-nucleotide messenger RNA. RefSeq names its product eukaryotic translation initiation factor 3 subunit G-2 (gene eIF3g2). NCBI's taxonomy places the organism in Eukaryota, Metazoa, Arthropoda, Insecta, Diptera, Drosophilidae. Gene Ontology annotation, molecular function: RNA binding; translation initiation factor activity. The transcript has 2 exons. The coding region runs from base 101 to 880 and encodes 259 amino acids. Gene Ontology annotation, cellular component: cytoplasm; eukaryotic translation initiation factor 3 complex. The record is from RefSeq and is a predicted model, not a curated record.